UGGACACAAACCUCAUCUCAUAACAUCCCUACCUGGAAGGUAAGUGCGGCAUGGCGCGUGUUUCUUCCUUCAGGGAAUAAACGGAGAACUUUAUCCGUUAUUUGCUCACCGGAGAGCGGAUUCUGAGGCAGGAAGGUAGUUUCCUCCCGCCACCAGAAGCUGUUUACCUGAUCAGAGCUCUGUCUGUCCUGGCAGACCCAUAAUGUCCACCUCCAAGACCGGCAAGCACGGACAUGCCAAGGUUAACCUGGUUGGAAUUGACAUGUUCACCAACAAGAAGUAUGAAGAUAUGUGCCCCUCCACCCACAACAUGGAUGUUCCCUCCAUCAAGAGGACAGAUUAUCAGAGGAUUGCUGCAUCCUCUUGCACUGAGCAGAUGGAAAAGAAGGAAUCCCGGUGGAAGAGCUCACUAGCAAAUCUACAGUCUGAGCCUGACGUGAAGAAAAUUGAUGACCUUGUUUUCAAUCCAAAAACUAAGAUUGCAGAUGGAUGCAGUGGGACACAAGUCUUUCCAGGACUCUUCUGCGACUGUCCUGUGGCAGUAAAACGAGUUCUUAAACAUGUUGCCAAAACUGAAUUGAAAAUGGCAAACUUUCUAAGUUCAGAAAAAUUAAAGAUGAAACAUUUGUUGCAGCCCCUUGCUGUGUUGGAAGACUCAUACUUUGGCUAUUUUGCCUACCCUCUUUGUGAAUAUAAUCUGAAAGACUUGAUUGAAAAAAAGGAUUUUCCUGAGAGACAAAACCUGACUGACCAGUGGAGACUGGGAAUCUGCCAGGAGUUAUUGCUGGGACUUCAGGAACUCCACUCACAUGGGAUUUUGCACAGAGAUCUGAAGCCUGAAAACAUCCUGUUUGAUAUAAACAAUAAGUUGUAUAUUGGAGACUUUGGUGCAAGCAGAAAACUAGAUCCAGCACAAACCAUCAUGUUUUCACAAAUGUACUGGAUUAGUUAUGAGUGUGCUGAAGAAAACCAAUACAAGAAGGAGUCAGAAGUCCAGGUUGCGGGAUGCUUGGUGCAUUACAUCCUGACAGAUGGCCAACAUCCCUUUCAAACAACAACACCAUACUUCAGGAAUCCCUUUGGGAUAUUGGAUAAUGUCCGAACGGGCAACUUUAACCUUAAAUGUGAGGAAAACUGGAGCAGCCAAAAAGAUAUAAUUUCCCGGAUGCUGAGUAGAUCUAUUGAAGAACGUCCCUCCAUUGAAGAAGCCCUUCAGGUAUUCAUGUGUUUGACACAUCAGCCUGAUUAUACUGGAAAUACAAACAACGCUGGGUUUGAGAAGCAAAGUAAAGUAAGUAAUUCUUUUCAGGAUGGACCCCAUUCAACAAAUUUCUGCAUUGAAACCUUUGACAUGAACCUUGCAGAGAGUCUGGUGACAGAUUUGCCUGACAUUACUGCCAGUAAUCCCCUGCCUUCAUCUCCAUCGACAGACGAGGAAUGUUAUGAGAUUGAGACGAAUCCUGAAGAACAAUUUUCCCUUUCUCUGGAAAUGUCAGAAGAUGAACAAGUGGAUGAUGACCCACAAGCUGAGGAAGAAGAAACUACAGAAACUGUAGUAAUCCACAGAAAACCGUCUUCUAAAACUAAGCAGUGCUCAAAAAAAAGCAACUCUCAACAAUAUAACAUCACAGUUAAAAUGUCUUCAAACACUGCAGAUCAACGUGUCUAUGACAAGAGGAACUAUUGUCUUUACUGUAAGAAUCCUUAUGCCAAACUAACAAGACAUCUGAAGCAGAAGCAUUCAGACAAAUCUGAUGUGGCUAAGGCGCUUGUGCACAAGCAAGGCUCAACGAUGCACUCUUUGCUGUUGACCAAAGUAAAAAACCUGGGAAACUACCACCACAACUGCUCUGUUCUGUCUUCUGGAAAGGGACAAAUCAUACCUAAAAGGCAAGCAACCCGUCAAUCAGUUGCAACCGACUACGUACCUUGCAAGUUUUGCUUUGGUAUGUAUGUCAAGAAAGAUCUCCCGAGACAUCAUAAGCGUUGCAAGCUGAAGUUGAAAGAAGGAUGGUGAACGCCGUUCUUUAUCUGUUCCAUUUGAUUGACUUGUGACAUUUGAUUAUUUUCACCAAAUCUCAUUAUUUCUUAAGGUCGUAACACUGAGGGGUUUUGGUUGAGUCCUGAAACUUGUUGACGGACCUUAGUGGCGCACAGAGGGGAAAAUGUGUGAACAACAGGGUUAUUUUAUUAAAUUGUCUUAAAAAU
Molecule: messenger RNA, 2208 nt
Organism: Cyprinodon tularosa
Lineage: Eukaryota; Metazoa; Chordata; Actinopteri; Cyprinodontiformes; Cyprinodontidae
Product: serine/threonine-protein kinase/endoribonuclease ire-1-like
Exons: 10
Coding region: 203-2017 (604 amino acids)
Biological process (GO): positive regulation of translational elongation; intrinsic apoptotic signaling pathway in response to endoplasmic reticulum stress; protein phosphorylation
Cellular component (GO): IRE1-TRAF2-ASK1 complex
Molecular function (GO): protein serine/threonine kinase activity; RNA binding; ATP binding
Source: RefSeq, a predicted model, not a curated record